Colossoma macropomum (tambaqui) is the source of this 7623-nucleotide messenger RNA. Its product is annotated as interferon-induced very large GTPase 1-like. The coding region runs from base 231 to 6488 and encodes 2085 amino acids. The transcript has 4 exons. The record is from RefSeq and is a predicted model, not a curated record. NCBI's taxonomy places the organism in Eukaryota, Metazoa, Chordata, Actinopteri, Characiformes, Serrasalmidae. Gene Ontology annotation, molecular function: GTP binding.
UGUUUGCUGUAUGCUUUUUUUGGAACAUAAAUGGGCAGCAGGACCUCCGGUUGGUCCUUGUGGGGAAAGUGGGUGCAGGCAAGAGUGCAUCAGGGAACACACUUCUAGGCACUCCAUCAUUUUCCAGUAAACUCAGUGCCUCCCCAGUCACCCUGGAGUGUGAGGCACAUACUGUGAGUCUUGGAGGCAGGCUGGUCACAGUGGUGGACACUCCAGGAUUGACUGCAACAAUGGUCACAGAUACAGCGAAAACAAAACUGCUCCGGUGCCUCCAGCUCUCAGCCCCUGGACCCCACGCUUUGCUACUAGUGAUUCGCCUGGGUCGAUUCACCCAGGAGGAAAAGGACACUGUGAAGAGGGUGGUGGAGGUCUUUGGCAUGAGACUUUACAUGUUCACCAUCAUCCUCUUCACAUUUAAAGACAGGUUAAAAAACAUCUCCAUUGAGGAGUAUAUCAGCACUGCUGGGGACAGUCUUCAGCAGCUGGUGCAGAAGUGUGGCAGCAGGUACCAUGUCUUCAACAAUGAAAAUCCUGGUGAAGAAGAUCAGGCAGGACAGCUCUUAGUGAAAAUAGACAACCUUGUAGCAGCCAAUGGUGGUAGAUGGUACACUAACACAGACAACAAGAUGGAAGAUCCUGUAGUAAGACCGAAGCAUCGGCAUUUAGCUGCUCCUUCUCAAGAUUCAAGAUAUGGAACUGUGUCAGACAGCCACAAGUUGGGAGCAACAGCACAGGGUGCAAGUAAAAAGUCAGAAGAUGGGUUAAAGAACGAAGAUUUACAAAGAUUUUUGAACCUCCUCAGUAGAUUGAAUCUGAGUCAUUUCUAUCCCCAUAAACUGACAAGUGCAGGUGCAUUCAGUAUAAGCAGGACUUCACUUCAGAGAAUGGAACCUCAGACAGAAAAGGACUUGGCCUCUGUGUAUCUGUAUAAACUGUUGACAAUGGAUUACAGAGCCAGAUAUGUCACACUUUCCAAGGAAAUUGUCACAAGUGAGACAGAGGAAAUGUCUGAUUUUGAUCAUUUUCUAAAUGAGGAGAUUGAGUGUAGCAAUAGUAGCACAGAUGAAAACACCCAGAUUCACCCAAUGGAUGUCCAGAUGUCAGUUUUCCACUGUGCUGACAGUUUCCUGAGACAGAAUUUGGUGAAUAAACUCUCCACCUGCCAGUACGCUCUGCCACUGCUGGUGCCCAGUCCUACAUCUGCAGACAUUGAACUCCCUCUCUGGACGUUUCAACACAUCAAGAAGACCUGGAAGUCAGUAGAUGGCUCUGAUGUGACGUUGCCAGUCUGUCAGAUUAAAGCUCCAAUGGUCUUUUUCUGCAGGCUGGGCUCUGUAUCCACUUCCAAAUCUCAGCUGCUGAAUUCUCUGAUUAACCCAACACAUGACACCUUUUUCCACAGGAACAGUCCAGGAAGCUGCAGGAGCCCCCUGUUAAUGAAAGGGUUGGUGGAAAUUGCCUGGUACUGUCCUGCAGGACACACUAAUGAUAUUUUCAGUGAAUGCAUUGCAUUCUGCAAUCUUCAUGGUGAUGCUGUAAAGCACAGCAAACAAAAUGAGUUUCUGACUGAACAAGCUACAGUCAACAUCGUCCUGAUGCAAAAUUUGAAACCUAAUGACAAAGAGAGAGAAUUGUUACUGAAGCUCCAUAAUUCUUCAAAGCCUUUGAUAUGUGUUGUUAAUGACCUAAAGCAAGGGCCAUUUAAGAUUGGAAGAAGGAAUAAUAUCAAAAUUGGACUCAAAGACAGAGACAAGGCUGAAUCACACAAGGAACUGAUAAUGGCAAUCAAAGUAUGUGUGCAGAAAUGGAAUUUACUUCCGACUUUCAGUCUGGAGGAAAGCGCCAAACAGGGAAAACACUGUGGGUUCAGAGUUGAAGAAUACAGUGAGGACCUUAUCAGUAGACUGAAUCUAAGUCAUUUCUAUCCUAAUAAAUUGACAGCUGCAUAUGUGCUCAGCAUAAGCUGGACUUCACUUCAAACUGAGGAGCCACAGACAGAAAAGGACCUGGCCUUUGCAUACCUGAAAAAGCUGUUCACACUGGAUUACAGAGCCAGAUAUGUGACACUUCCUAAGCAAGGUGUCAGAGGUGAGAUGGAGGAAAAUUCUGAUGAUGAUUUUUAUCAUUUUCUAAUUGAAGAUGAUGAACAUAGAAAUGACAAUGGAAAUAAUCAGAUUCAUCCAAUGGACAUCCAGAUGGCAGUUUUCCACUGUGCAGACAGUUUCUUGAGGCAGAACAUGGUGAAUAAACUCUCCACCUGCCAGUACGCUCUGCCACUGCUGGUGCCCAGCCCUACAUCUACAGACAUUGAACUCCCUCUCUGGACGUUUCAGCAGAUCAAGAAAACCUGGAAGUCUGUAGUUGGCUCCAAUAUGACAUUACCAGUCAGUCAGAUUAAAGCUCCAAUGGUGUUCUUCCUCAGGUUGGGCUCUGUUUCCAUUUCCAAAUCCCAGCUAAUGAAUGCUCUGAUUAACCCAAAGCAUGACACCUUCUUCCACAGGAACAGUCCAGGCAGCAGCAGGAGCCGGCAUUUGAUGGAGGGGCUGGUGGAGAUUGCCUGGUACUGUCCUGCAGGAAACAAUGACGACCUUUUUAAUGAAUGCAUUGCAUUCUGCAAUCUUCAUGGUGAUGCUGCAGAGAACAGAGCGCAAAGCCACUUUCUGGCUGAGCGAGCCACAGUCAUUGUUGUCCUGAUGGAAAAUAUGAAGCAUAAUGACAAACAAAGGCAAUUGUUCCUGAGGCUCCAUAAAUUUUCAAAGCCUUUGAUCUGUCUUAUGAGUGAACAGAAAGGUACAGAUAUGAUGGAAAGUGGAACUGAUAUAAAAUGUACAAUUAGACUCAAAGACAGAAACCAGAAGGAAUCACAUGAAGAACUAAGAGCAGCAAUUAAAAUGUGUUUGGAGAAAUGUAAUGCAGCUCCCACUUUCAGUCUUGAGGAAAGCUCAGUAUUGGCAAAAGGUUGUGGGUUCAGAGUUGAUGAAGACAGUGAGGAAUGCCACAAAGGAAAGACUGGAGCUGUAGGUGUUGUGAAGCUGCUGAAAGGUGGAGGUAUCUCCCAAAUCAAGGCCAAGCUCUUACCUUGUCAGGGAAAACUGUGGCAUAGAUGGACCAGUCUAAACAGACAGCUUAAAAGUGCAGGCAUGAAUGGAGAUUCUGAACAUAUCAAGACCAUGACACAGCGGGAAAUGCAGUCAAUACGAAAUCAACAAAGGCAGUGUUCACUUAAUAAUGUGAUAAAAGCUGUUUGUGAAAAUAUAAUCUCCAAAGAUGUUUCCGAGAAAAUGUACUUUGUGAAAUGGCUUGACCUUUACCUAGGUGGCUUAUUUUCAGAGCAGGUGUCAGAUGUGAAUCCUCUGAGAGUAAACCCUAGAACACAACACAAAUCACUAAGUUUUUUUUCCAAAAGAAACCUCAAGAAACAUGCAGUAACACUUGGACUGGAGCAUAUUUUCAGGGAAAUGGGUCAAAUUUAUGAGGCUUGGGCUGCAGUGCCUGAAGAAAUGGGAGAAGAUGUUUCUGCUUUCCCUGCUGUGGCUGCAGACCUCCUGAUCUCUGGACAUCCACUGGAGCUGAUGGAUGGAGAUGCUGCUCAUGUUCCUCUGACCUGGAUACAGUCUGUUCUGGACAAGGUCACUGAGAGACUCGGAGACCAGAGAGUGUUUGUGCUGUCUGUUCUGGGUCUGCAGAGCUCAGGAAAGUCCACCAUGCUGAACACCAUGUUUGGGCUGCAGUUUGCUGUGAGUGCUGGCAGGUGCACAAGAGGAGCUUUCAUGCAGCUGAUCAGAGUGAAAGAAGAGGUUAAAGAACAGCUGAAGUUUGAUUACCUGCUUGUGGUCGACACAGAAGGGCUUCAGUCUAUACAACUGGUGGGCAAACAGUCAGGACUCACUCAUGACAAUGAACUGGCCACUUUCAUCACCGGUCUUGCAGAUAUGACACUGAUAAAUGUCUUUGGGGAAAAUCCAGCAGAAAUGAAGGACAUCAUUCAAAUUGUAGUUCAGGCAUUUCUAAGAAUGAAGAAAGUAAAACUGAAUCCCAGCUGCAUGUUUGUUCACCAGAACAUUGCAGAUAUCAGUGCUGGAGAGAAGAACAUGGAGGGAAGAAGUCAACUGCAGAAACAACUGGAUGAAAUGAUUCAUUUGGCAGCAACUGAAGAAGAGUGCAGUGCAGAGUAUUUUACUGAUGUUGUCAAAUUCAGCAUACAGACAGAUGUACAUUACUUUGCCCAGCUGUGGGAGGGAAACCCCCCCAUGGCUCCCCCCAACCCACGUUACAGUGAAAAUGUUGAGAGUCUCAAACAGGCUAUUCUCAAAGCUGCAGCAGGAAAGAACUGUCUAAAACUCUCAGAGCUCAAAGUCCGUAUUAAAGACCUGUGGACUGCAGUGCUGAAUGAAGACUUUGUGUUCAGCUUCAAGAACUGCCUGGAGAUUGCAGCAUACAGGAGAUUGGAGGUCAUGUAUGGGAACUGGACCUGGGAGCUCAGGAGAGACAUGAUCUUCACUGAGAAUAAACUACACGCCUGGAUUGAAAAGAGAAAGCUAGAAUUUACUGAUCAGACAUUAAUCCGUAAUCAAAUCAACAGUACUUUCUGCAAGGUAAAUGAGGAGGUGAGGAACUCCUUUACUGAAGGUACAGAUGCUGAGAUCCUUUCUCAGUGGAAAGUAAGUACAGAACAGAGAAUUGAAGAUGUACAUGAUAAGCUUAUUGAUGAGACUGCAAGAAAACUGACUGAGCUUGAGAAAAUGAAGGCAGCAUGUAAAAAGCUAGAUGAGAAGAAAACCCAGUAUGAGAAUGAGCUGUUCAACAUGAGUAAAGAUUUGGCUUCUAGACUGAAAGAUAAGGCCAUGAAUGAGACGAGCCUCAGGAGAGAGUUUGACUCAAUGUGGGAGAAAUGGCUUUCGGAUCUGAGGGCAGAAAUGCCUCCAAUUAAAGACGUCUACGUAGAGCAGGAAGUGAUGAACGUUCUGAGUUCAUAUUUUGAACAUCUCACCAUUUAUUCCAACAGAGACAAACAUUACAGACAGAUUUAUAACAGAAGAGAUUAUUCUGACUAUGUAACAGUGAAGAAAGGCAUGUGUGGCUUUUCAUAUCAAAGUUUGGACACCAAAGAUCAUGACUCAAUCAGAGAGCUGGUGCAGCAGACAGUGAGAGAAGCUGAGGAGAUCAUUAGAACUAAACCAGUGGACAGAACAGGCUACAGUGACGCUUACACACAGGAGAUUGUGAACUGUGUGAAGAAGAGAGUGGCAGAGUUUAAAGCUGAGAGAUUCAGACUGAAGAAUGAAUUCACAGUGGAUCUGUCUCUGUUUGUCUGUGACACUGCAGUAAGAAAGUUCACUGAUCUUCACAAGGUCUUCAGAGAGGCUAAUGAUCCUGUGAUUUACCUGGGAAAUAAGAAAGGAGAAUUUUUCUCAAUGUUUAAGAAGCAAUGUGGAGGAGUAACAGCCACCGCUGUGUUUGCAGACUUUGUCUGUAACAAACUCAAGUCGUCUAUUCUGCAGUCUGUCUAUGAUCAAACUGCCAUUGAUGCAGCUGGAGAAAUGAGGGCAAAUUUCCCAGCAUUCAGUGGAAACAGGUCAAACCUGGAGAAACACAUCCUGCAGGAUUUGGCAGAAGCUGAAAACUUUGAGACAUUCAUCACCUACAUCAUGAAUCCUAAGAAACACUUUUCAAAUUUUAUUGAAACAAAAUUUAAAGAGCAAAUGCUGGAAGGGAGAAAUCCUAGAAUAUUGGAAAUUCUAAGGAAUGCUGUAAAAAUUAAGCAGUCCAGUGUUUCCACAGCCAUCCAGAAGGCCACACAGGAAACUAAACAGAACAAAGGAGAUGUGAAUGAGUGGCUGAAGAGGUUUUCAUUGGAACUCGAAGGUGAGGUGAUAUUUACUGUGAAUGAUGUUGAAGGAGCUCAUUACCAAGAAAUCACUGACACAGACUUUUUUGGUGAAAUGAUGAAUAAAACCCUUCAGAGUGUUUUUAAUGAGACGUCCAGCCGCUUUGACCACAUCUCUACAGUCAGAAUGGACAUGUUCAGACAGAGACCAGAAGAUAUUCUGAAAAACCAGUUGUGUGGAUGUUGGGUUCAGUGUCCCUUCUGUGCAGUUAUUUGUACAAACACCAUAGAAGGACAUGAUGGGGAUCACAGUGUUCCUUUCCAUAGACCUGGAGGAGUCAGUGGGUGGUCAUGGUAUAACACAAACAGUUUGUCUGUAGAGAUCUGCACUGUUUUAGUAGCUCGUGAAGACGACAUUGUCUUACAAGAUGGAACGCGUGUCUCUAACAAGACAUAUAGAGAAGCUGGCCCAAAAUUUACCUGUUGGAGCAUCACACCUGACACUUCAGAACACCCCUACUGGAAAUGGUUUGUGUGUCGGUUUCAGAGAGACCUGGAAAAGUACCAUAGCAAAACUUUUCAGGGUCGUGGGAAGAUUCCUACAGCCUGGAGGAGAUUCACUAAGAAAAAUGCCAUAGAAAGUUUAAAAUAUGGAUUCUAAAGUACAAGAGGAAAUGUGUGCCAAAAAUAAUGAAACUUCCAGCAUUAGGAACAGGAAAAAGUCAUCUUGUAGUACCCAGAAGAAUACAGACACCAUCCAUGGUUACAGUUCUGGUGACAAAAUCUGAUGGAUCGUUACAGUUUCCAUUCAGCAUAAAGUUUAACACUGAGUGCCAGUGAUUCUCAGUAAGCAGAGUUUGUAUACAACAUUAGAAACCAAAUCUGAAGGGCUUUAUCAAAUUCUGCUAGUAAUGAACUCUACAGUAAAAGUUGGAGGCAAGUUAAGUUUGACAGCCACUCAUGCAGUUGGACUAAAGGACGAGUGCUAGUAACCUCUCCUCAGUAGCCUACGCAUGCCUGUUCUACGUGGCAUAAUGUCACAUACAGGCCAGAAGAUUGAAAUUAUAUUAAUUUCUCAUCGUUAUGUUUUCAAAUGUCUAAAAAACUGCAUUAUAAUGAGUUAUUUUUAAUAUUUUUAUAGACCAUUUUACAGUUAAUUGCACACUUGUUGACAGAUAUUGUUAAAACUAAUAGAGUCAAAAACUAAAUUAUUAAAGGGGCCUUACAUUAUUCUAUUUUAUUUUGUUCCUCUGAGAAAAUGUUUGCGCAGUUUAUGUACCAAAGCCAGUUUCAGUUUUCAUAAUCAUUUUCCAACUUCUCUUCAACCUAUAAAACAGUCUGUUUUGAUCGGUUGUUGCCCUGUAUUGUAUCUUGUUUUAAAAGCAGUCUAGGCUGAAACACUAUUUAUAACCUCAAUAUGAAUGGGUGGGGCUUAAGCUAUAGGCUGAAUAGGCUGAUACAUGUAAAUGAUCAGCUUUUGUGAUAUCAUGGAUACAAAAACUUUAAAACAGGCUGUUUUUGCAGUUUAGUUUUCAUAUAUGGACUGCAUGCGCUGAGGAGUGCGAGGUACGCUUUGAAACUUUAACAGUGUUUGUAUACUAUUCGUAUUCCAAAAAAGAGGGGACAAUUAAAUUUCCCAUGAUAUGAGGCCUUCAAACUUGAAUGUUUUACUGCACCUUUACUGUACAUACCAUACAUUUUGUUCAUCUCAUUUAAGAUCCUAAUGAGGAUUGAGGUCAUAGACCUGCCAACACAAAGAGGGAGAAAUCUUCAGUUGAAUGUAGAAGUUGUGAAUA